Molecule: messenger RNA, 1750 nt
Organism: Clunio marinus
Lineage: Eukaryota; Metazoa; Arthropoda; Insecta; Diptera; Chironomidae
Source: the annotation of a GenBank genome assembly
UUUCUUUUUCCAUUUUCCUUUGUGUACGUCAUUUUAUUAUCUUCACAAGCUCUUAACGUGGAAUGAAAUGAUUUUAUGCUGAUAUUAAUUAUUAACGGUCAAAAUUUAUUUGAAAAUGCAGAGUUUACAACCGUUGACGUAACGUAACGUUAAGUUUGUUUACAAAAAAGAGAAUUCAGCUAAAUUAUUAGUUUUGCUUUAUACGAUGGACGAUAAUCAAUGUAGAGUCUGUCUAGGUGAAACUACUAUUGAUCAAUUUUCAAUAUAUAAACGAAUUAAAGGUAUUGCAAUAGAGGAAAAGCUACUAUUUGUCUGUGGAUUAAAAAUAGCGAAAAGUGACAAUUUUAGUAAAACACUAUGUAGAAAAUGUUUUAAUGAUAUAUGCGCAUCAUAUGAUUUAAAAAUCAAAUGUCUAGAUACUGACAGAACAUUAAAAAAUCUAGAAAAAAAAUUUCAAUCGAAACUGAAAGAGAAAGUUCAAGAACUUACAGGCGAAAUCUUGCCAGUUGCUGAUGUUAAAAAUGAAUAUUUUGAAGUGCAAGAACUCGAGAUUCAAGGAGAUGAAGCUGAUAUUAAACCUGAUUACGAAGUUUAUGAAGAACCUGUGGAAUAUCAAAUAGUUGAGGAAUUUACAGGAGAAACAGUCGCUGAAGUUAUCGACGAAACUUUUCAGGCCACAAACGACAUGUAUGAAGAGAUUGAGUAUUUGGAACAAGAUGUGAUCACUGAGGAUUAUAGCAUUGAAGUUUCUGAACCAGGUGAAUUCACAUUCGUUGAAAACGUCGUAACAAAAUUCUUUUGCAUGCUUUGUAAUCCAAACGUCUCAUUCAACUACGAAGCAAGUCUAAAAAAUCACGAAUGGGAAGUUCAUCAAAUUGGAGACAAAAAUAAUCUCGUGUGUGGAAUCUGCAGCUAUGAAUUCAAUACGGAUGAAGACAGAGAUCAAAUGGAACGAAACAUGGCAAAACAUUUUGCAGCACAUGAAAGAGGAAAAAACAAACCUUGCAUGCUGUGCCCAGAAGUGUUGAAAUCCAAACGAAAUCUCGAAAAUCAUCAACAUCGUCGUCAUAAAAUUCCACCUGCGCAAAGUAACAAAUGCAAAGGUUGUCAAACUGACUUUAACACUUAUGAGGAACUUCAUGAGCAUCUUGCGAUAUUCACCGACUGCAGAGAUCCUCAUGAACGACCAUUUAAAUGUUACAUUUGCAAUGAAACUUUUUCUUUGGGAGUUGCUAAGAAGAAACACGUUGAAAUAGAGCAUAAAGAUUACGCUGGAACGGACUGUCCACUCUGUUUAAGAUGCAAAAUUCCUUCUGCGGUUGCAUAUGAAAAACAUUACAAAAUUCAUUUUGCUGCUCCUCGAUAUUGCUGCAACUUCUGUGGUCGACCGUUCUUCGAAUUGGAUCGUUUGCAACUUCACAUCAAACGUUCGCAUCAAAAUUUGAAAUUUUCUUGUAAUUGGUGCGAGAAAACGUUUCGCGACAAAUCAGGAAUUACUCGUCAUAUUUUAGGUGUCCAUUUCAAUCAGAGAAAUCAUCAUUGCACGCAGUGUUCAAAAUCAUUUACAGCCAGUUAUAAUCUCAAAGAGCACAUGUUCAGUGUCCACAAAGAAGCAUCAAAGAUUUACACUUGUGAAUAUUGUAAGCAAGAUUUUCUUUAUCGAAAGCAGUACGAACGACAUCGAAGCACCUGCAAUGGAACAUUAAUGAAAAGGCGACGAUAACAAAUUCUUUUUAAAUUUUUAUUAUUU